Molecule: messenger RNA, 2493 nt
Organism: Dioscorea cayenensis subsp. rotundata (Guinea yam)
Lineage: Eukaryota; Viridiplantae; Streptophyta; Magnoliopsida; Dioscoreales; Dioscoreaceae
Product: probable rhamnogalacturonate lyase B
Biological process (GO): carbohydrate metabolic process
Molecular function (GO): catalytic activity; carbohydrate binding
Source: RefSeq, a predicted model, not a curated record
UUCUUCUUCUUCAGUUCAUAUGCUUUCUCUUCAUAUACUUAUCUUAUUUACCAUGCAGAGUUCACAUGCUUUGUUCUUCUUCCUCUCCUUCUUCUUCUCCUUCUUCAAUUCACAUGUUUUCUGUGUGCUAUUGUAGUUUCUUUAUCUCUUUCAUAUUUUUUUAUCUUUAUUGACCAUGCAGAGGAGAUGUUCAAGUCUUAUCUGGAUAGCUUAACCAGUUAACAAGCUCAAAAUGCUGACCCAAUCAAACGCUCAAGUAGUCACUCAACUAACUCAUUAAACCAACUCCUACUUCCAUUCCUCAAAUCCCUCUUGCUCUCUUCCAAGCAACUUAAUUUGAUCUUGGCUUUCAAGAGUUCCAUGCUUAGUUUCUAAGUUUAAAGAACACACCAUGGGUGCUCUUCACUUGCUAAGGAGAAUUUUCUCAAAGUGUCUUUCAGGGAUCUUCUGGUUGUUCAUGUCCUAAUCCAAUGGCACCAAUUGGAGUGACUAUGCACAUUCAAGAAAACUAUGUGAUCAUAGACAAUGGAAUUCUUCAACUUACACUGUCGAAACCUGGCGGCAUUGUCACUGGCGUAAAAUAUAAUGGCGUCGAUAACUUGAUGGAGAUCUUGAACAAUGAAUCUAACAGAGGGUAUUGGGAUAUUGUUUGGAAUGUCCCUCAAGGUUCAGGGAUUUUUGAUGUGAUUUUAGGUACAGAGUUUAACGUAAUUCUUGAAGAUGAAAACCAAGUUGAGGUUUCAUUCACAAGAAAAUGGGAUCCUUCACUUAAAGGAACUCUUGUUCCUUUGAACAUCGACAAAAGGUUCAUUGUUCUUAGAGGGAGUUCGGGAUUUUACACUUAUGGAAUCUUUGAACACUUGGAUGGUUGGCCUGAUUUUAACUUGGAUGAAGCCCGAAUUGCUUUCAAGCUUAGGAAAGACAAAUUUCAGUAUAUGGCAAUGGCUGAUAAUAGACAAAGGAUUAUGCCGUCUCCUGACGAUCGUUUACAGGGACGAUGCCAACCAUUAGCUUAUCCUGAAGCUGUCGUUUUAGUAAAUCCUACCAAUCCAGAACUCAAAGGAGAGGUUGACGACAAGUAUCAGUACUCUUGUGAUAACAAAGACAACAAAGUUCAUGGAUGGAUUUCUAUGGACCCUCCCAUCGGCUUCUGGCAGAUCACUCCGAGUAAUGAAUUUCGUACCGGGGGACCAACCAAGCAGAGUUUAACUUCUCAUGUCGGUCCGACCAUGCUUGCGAUCUUUGUCAGUGCGCAUUAUUCCGGAGAAGAUCUUGUGCCUAAAUUUAGAAACGGAGAACACUGGAAAAAAGUUUUCGGUCCUGUGUUUAUGUAUCUCAAUUCUUCAUUAUAUCCAGGUGAUUAUAAGCUUCUCUGGGAUGAUGCAAAUGUGCAGAUGCAAACCGAGGUGGAGAGUUGGCCUUACAGUUUUCCGAUUUCAGAUGAUUUUCAGAAAUCCGAACAAAGAGGUUGUGUUAGUGGCAGACUUCUUGUUCGAGAUAGAUAUAUAAACCAUGAAGAUAUCUGCGCAAGCUCUGCAUACAUCGGCCUAGCUUUACCAGGAGAAGCUGGUUCAUGGCAAAGAGAAAGCAAGGGAUACCAAUUUUGGACUAAGACCGACGAAAAAGGGUGUUUCUUCAUUUCUAAUGCUCGAACAGGAGAUUAUAAUCUUUACGCAUGGUGUCCUGGAUUCAUCGGUGAUUAUAUGUUCGAUGUUACACUAACAAUCACUCCCGGAAAUGUAAUUGAUUUGGGAGAGCUUGUGUAUGAACCUCCAAGAGAUGGUCCUACAUUGUGGGAGAUAGGAAUACCUAAUAGAUCUGCUAAAGAGUUCUAUGUGCCUGAUCCUAAUCCUCUCUACAUCAACAAACUUUAUGUUAAUCAUCCUGACAAAUUCAGACAAUAUGGUCUAUGGGAAAGAUAUGCAGAAUUAUAUCCCGAUAACAAUCUUAUUUACACCGUCGGAGUUAGUGACUACACAAAGGAUUGGUUCUUUGCACAAGUGACAAAAAAAGGCGAAGGAAAUGCUUUUCUACAAACAACAUGGCAAAUAAAAUUCAAACUCGAUGAAGUGAACAAAAAUGGAAUUUACAAACUACGAGUGGCGAUCGCAAUGUCUGCAGUGGCUGAACUGCAAGUUCGAUUUAAUGAAUUGAAGACGGUGAGCCAGCCACGCUUUUCGACGGGAUUGAUCGGCAAAGAUAACGCAAUUGCAAGGCAUGGAAUUCAUGGAUUAUACUGGUUGUUCAACAUUGAUGUUAAGAGUGAUUGGCUUGUGGAGGGAGAUAACAUUAUACAUUUUACUCAACCAAGAUGCACUAGUCCUUUUCAAGGUAUAAUGUAUGACUAUAUUAGGAUGGAAGGACCUCCAAAGGAAGAUGUUUGAUGUUGUGCUUAUAAAGUACAGUGACAUUUAGUAUGUUGAGCAUUUAAGGACACAUUAAUAAAGUUGCUAACUAUUAUUUACAUAUAUUGUCCAUAAUAUAUAUAUACAC